AUGGCUCAGGUGAUCAUCGACUUCAACAAUAUUGGGCAGCAGAUCGUCAAUGCGGUCAAGACCGCUGUCGAGGGCAUUGGCAAGCAGAUGGUUGCCAAUGCUGCAAGACUGUUCCAGCUGACGAUGACAGCCAACGUGGGCGCAUUGUGGCGCAAUCAUAUGGAGCAGCGGCCUCAGCAUGAGCCCAAUGCCAGCCUGCACACGUUGGAUGUCGUUCUCUACGGGGACGGCACAACCGUCAAAGCUGCCGUCACUUUGACCCAGGCGGAUGAAGGUGUUUGUGACGGCGAGACUUAUGUCUUCAUCGAGACUGGCGAUACCAAUCAGGCAGAGAAGGCAUUAGCGCUCCUGCUCGAGAUGACCAUGGUCAUGCUGGACACGACCGCUACAAUGUCGCCUCCCGAUGACACGGCCUUCAAUAAGCUGUCAGGGUAUGAUAGUGGCUACUACACUCAGUCGUGUUGA
Molecule: messenger RNA, 465 nt
Organism: Recurvomyces mirabilis
Lineage: Eukaryota; Fungi; Ascomycota; Dothideomycetes; Mycosphaerellales; Teratosphaeriaceae
Exons: 2
Coding region: 1-465 (154 amino acids)
Source: RefSeq, a predicted model, not a curated record